UGGUGACUGGUGGUGUGAACUAAUAAUUUGUAUUUAUUUACAAUUUCUUAACUCUUCUUGCUUGAGUCAAAAAUAUAAUAUAAAUUCCAUAUUAACAUGUUUUAGCGUUUGCUUAAAAAGAGUGGUCAAAUAGAACAGUUUUUGAAUAAGUUAGGCAAUUAUUUUUCAUACACAAUUUAGACAACUUGAUUGUUUUCUCCAAAAUGAUUGAUGUAAAAACAAAGAUUAAUUCGUUCUUCAUCUUUAAUUCUUCAUUUGGCCCUAAAGAAGGAGAAGAAGUAAAAAGAGUAUUGUUCUUCCACCCACAUGAAAUCAGUACAGAUGCUCGUAAAAUACAAGUGGGUUUGUGCGAAGCUGUUGUAAAAUUUAUGUCCACAUUUUCAUCUGAGCCAUGUGAAGCUCUUCAAACCCAGACCAAAAGGUACAUCUUUUACCAACCUGAGAAAGGAUUUUGGAUGGUUUUGGUUGUAAGAAUACCAUACACUACAAAAGCAGUAUCUGCCAUUGGAGAGGGUCGAGCAGAAUUUCUGGACCCAUCAGUUAUGAGUGACUUGCUAGUAUCUGCUUACAAAAUGUUCAGAAUGUUCAUGGGACCUUUCAAAGACAUUCCUAUUGAAGAAAUAUACUCAACAUGUGAUGAAUUCUUCACACCAUACAUCAUGUCCAGAAACCUCACAAAUGAUAUAUCUGAUGUAAUUCAAGGGAUCAGUUACUUGCCACUGGAUAAAAACAGUUUCUUCAAGGUCAUGUCUUUCAUAGAUCUGUUGGAAGUCAAUUACCCUGACUUCAAAUGUAUAUCAUUUGUUUAUAAUGACCAACUAAUAUGGAAUGGACUCUCAUCUAAUGAUAUGCUCACUUUGUACCAAUAUUUGGUUCAAACAUUACUACCAAAACAAGUAGAAAGAGAGAUCCAAGGUGGAGCAAUAGCAGCAGCACAAAGACAUGGGCGAUUCAUCAGUCCACCUGAAGGAAUUCGCACACAAGAUGAUUUAAAAAAACUGGUCAAAGUACAUUUACUCAAAGAAGAUGAAACAGAAACUAAACAAUAUUAUUUGAUAAUUUACAGAACUCUGAGUGCCACAGUCUGUUUCACUAUUGAUGUAAAUACUGUUUUAGAAAUAGAGGCUUUUCGAUCAUUAGACGCAUUCAUUGGCCCUCAGUUGUCAACAAUAGCAUCCACAAUCAGCGAGCAAUGUGCGAUCCACGCUCUACAGACUGCCCAACUGGCUAACACAGAGCAUAAGUUUGUUUACUUCAAUAGACUGAACCUAGCGUUUAAAACAUCGCCUCCAGUAAAUAAGUUAAUUCCAUCAACAACAAUAAAACCUGAAGUAUUAAGUAUAAUAGCUGGAAUCCAUUCAGACAAGAUGAGCCUUGGAAACUAUGGCGAGGUAAUAAUCAAAACUCCUGAUGAAUAUUGGAUUACCGGGAAAUCAUCAAAUGACAGAGAAUUCUAUGUGAUAAUACAAGAAAAGAAUGCGAACUUGAAAGAAAUUGCAGAUGAAGUAAAACGUAUAUGUGAAUCACAAAUGAAAGGCAUUUUCUUUUACCCAAUGUAAAAAAGAACCAUUGUAAAAAUGUAUGUAAAUAAGUUGGCAUUUGCCUAAGGCAAUGUUUACAAAACUGAAUAAAACGAAUAUAUGGUGA
Ostrinia furnacalis (Asian corn borer) is the source of this 1647-nucleotide messenger RNA. RefSeq names its product vacuolar fusion protein CCZ1 (gene Ccz1). The record is from RefSeq and is a predicted model, not a curated record. Gene Ontology annotation, cellular component: Mon1-Ccz1 complex; intracellular membrane-bounded organelle. Gene Ontology annotation, biological process: vesicle-mediated transport. The coding region runs from base 204 to 1559 and encodes 451 amino acids. The transcript is spliced from 11 exons. Lineage: Eukaryota; Metazoa; Arthropoda; Insecta; Lepidoptera; Crambidae.